AUGUGGCUGAAGCAAACCUCUAUAUGAAUCGCCAGUCUAUCAAUGCAUCAACAUGAUCAUUUGCCAGAGAAGAAGCGAUUUACACACUGCCAGAAGUACCCUUUGCCGUUGGCGUAAAGGUCCUCCUCCUCCUCGGAUGAAUGCCGUUUGUAUGUGCGCGGUGCGAGGUAGGAUGUGCUGUCAUGGAAGCCCAGGUACUGCACCCGGAUCAUGUGCUGAAGUGUCUGGCCGGUGCUCUCGUAGCCCGGCAUCAACUCACCUGACACACCACAAACAGACAUCCGUGGAAUCGCCAUAUCAACACUGAAUGCCUCCGUAUACCUGCGUCGUCCGUCCGGCCGCCCCCGUGGCUGCUGCAGUGUCUGAAUGCGUGCUUCAGCUCUUUGUGUUUGGCCUCGCUGGCCUGAGUGAUGAAUGGUGCAAGAGAGCCGUGGCAGAUGAGGGCGAAUCUGCCGUGUUCCACGAUCCAGUGGAGGCAGGUGGGGAGGUCGGGCUUGUCGACCCCUGCACGGAAGAGGCGGCACCACCUCUCCAUGAAGGCGACAGCCGAGACGCCGUACUGUUCAACGCGGCUCUGAGAGGGCUUGAUGCUCAGCAGCGUGAUGGCCAUGCCUCUGAAGUAGAGCAGCAGGGCAUGCAAAUCCCACCCUGCACACAAAGAGGUGUCGACGUGCAUGCAGUGUAAUGAUUGACUGGCCUGGGCGGACAUGGCCUCGAAGGUGCGGGUGGGGGGGUUGAUGUCGCCAGUGAGGUUCAUACGCCGGAUGCGUGACAUGUCCAUCCAGCUGUCGGUCGGCAGCGAGCACAGGUGGCAUCGAUGCGUCGCCGAUCCGCCACUCAGGCCCAGCACCAGUGGGAAGGAUGCACCGUCUGCACCAACGCGUACGCUGGCUGGCUUCUUGAGGUGUGUGUCGAUGAAUGUGAGGGUGGCAGGCUUGAUCUCGGCCUUGUGGGUGUCGAUGAACUCGCGCAGACGCUUGGCGACGUCAGGACGCACAUUCAAUCGUCCUGAAAGAGAAAAUGCAAUGAGCAGACGUUGUGCAAUACGUGUGAAGCCCAAAUGUGAGAGACGGUACCGUGAAUCGUCGAGCGGCGCUGCCUGCCCUCCGCGUCGGCCACCCACACCUCAAUGCCAAGCUCAAGACGCUCCUUGAUUUUGUCCACCACUUGAGUGAAGAUGUGUUGGAAGGCGUCCCACGACUCACGCCCUGUAAAACAGCACAUAUAGAGGUCCAUCGCACUUUCACAGUGAAUCAUACACUCACCGCGGAACACACACACUGGAUGCAGCCAGCGAGGCUCGAACAGCUGCUCAUUGCUUAGGCCGCCCAGGCGAACGUAGAGUGCGACGGCUUUGUUGUCCUCUGUGACAGACAUCCGUGUCAGACCGGUCCCAUCGAAGAGCAGGUCCAUUUCGAUGUGGUUCACACCCGGCUUGAUGCUGGUGGGUGCGGCGUAUGCAGGCAGCUUGAGGAAGGCGCGCAGAAUUGGGCCGAUCUCGGCGGCCAUGCACGUGACCGUGCGGCCGUCAACGUCAGCGUCAACCCGAUACAACUCAAUGCCGAUCUCGCGGUCCAGCUGCUUGAUGUCGGUCUUCACGCUGUCGAGUGGCUUGAGUAUGCGUGGGACGAACGCCGAUAUCGUGCGGCCGUCAGAGGUCUCCGUGCGGUCGAGAAGGAUGCCGCCCCGCAUGCGGUAUCGCCCACCGUGCUCCGUCUCUCGACAGCUCAUGAACGGCGACAGGGCACCGUACUUGGCGUCUGAGAUGCAGGCGAUCAGCUUAAUGGCGGUGGACAUGCGGAUGGGGUAGAGGUCCUCAACACACUGGCAGACGUGCUUCUGCACCCGCACGGCAACCUCGCGGCCGCAUGCAUCGGCGAGGAAGUUGAUGAGGGUGUACCCAUCGCCAAACACGAACUGCAACAGCACAGACAAACGAUGAGAGGAAGAGAUAUCCGCUGCCUCCCUAUGUAUGUCUCUCACCUCGCCAGGGCGAAACAGGCGUGUGUCGAAGAUGGCCUGCUUCAGUAGCUUCAUGGCGAAUUGGAGGCGGAUGGGCAGGUCGGCGAACUUCUCCACACGGACCGUGCUGACUGGCGCUUCCUCACUGUCUGUCUCGCUGGGCUCACUGAGGUCACGGCUGGAAGGGAGAGGGGCAAUCAGGCAGAGGAUCUGACGCAGCUGGCCGUAGAGCCGUUCUGUCGUGCGGGGCGAUGUGGGCUCCUGGGUGCGCGAGCGUAGACGGAUGUCCUCUCCCGCCUCGAUCUUGGCCGCCCUCUCUUCUCCGUCACGGCCACUCCGCUUGAGUGCACGCAGCCAGAGGGCGACGUAGUGGCAACCGCAGGGGAUGGCUUUGGGUUUCCUGAGUUGCAGCCGUUUCUCGAGCCAGGUCUCGAAGAAGAGAUAGUCUGGUGCGGAUGGCUCCUGGCCGAGAAGCCGCAGGCCCUCCUGCAUCGGCCACAUGGCGCAUCUCGAAUGCCCGCAGCUCAUCCUCCAGAUUGCUGGUGGCAGACAGCCUGACGAUGGAGUCGUCCGUCUCGGCGCACGAUGAUGCCAGCAGGGCGUCGAUGGCGGACACACCGGGCUUGAUGGUCACUCGGGCGACCUUCAGGAGUCGGUUGAGGAGGUCACUGGUGCUGUUGGGCAUGGCGGAGAGAUCGCGGGGUUGUGUGUUCUUGCCGGCCCUCUGGUUUGCGGCGGUGCUCCGGGAUGCGAUGACCGCUGCCCGCUCCUGAGCGGCACUCUCGACUGCCAAGACGCGGCGGGUGUGGUAGCGUGGCUGAGGUUGGGCGGUGGCGGCUGCAGCGGCAGGGGAUGCAGGGGCCGGCUCGUCGCCAUCGAUGUGGCGGGCUUCUUCCGCCAGUCGCCUGCGAAAGGCGGAUGACGACAGCUCUGACAAAGAGCAGAACAGAUGGAGAUUGGUGUACGUUUAUCCAUUCUUUCGCAUCUGGCUGGUCUUCUCACCCUCCUCUUCGAUGGACAGGUGCAUGCUGCCUUCUGGCUCGCCAGCAGAUCCAUCGCCGUCCUCGCCAUCCCAGCCACCUCCCUCCCCAUCGCCCCCCUCCAUCUGGGCAUCAUCGCCAUCUGCCUCGCCCCCCUCCAUGAUCUUGUCCUCGGCAUCUCCAUGGUGGUCAAGGUCGUCGUCCUGCUGCUCGUCUUGCUGCUCGCCCUCCCCGCUGUCGGUGCGGCGCUUCUUGGGGGGGUGGGCGUUCUGACCCUUGGGAAACAUCCCGGUGUUCUUUUGCACUUUGGUGCGGCCCAUUGUGGUUGAAGAAGGAGGGAUGAGUUGGAGAACUGUAAAUGCGGAGAGGUCGAGGUCCCCAUUGCAGAAGC
Molecule: messenger RNA, 3333 nt
Organism: Vitrella brassicaformis
Lineage: Eukaryota; Vitrellaceae
Source: the annotation of a GenBank genome assembly